UUUAGAAAGAGAUCCUUCAUCAUCGCUGAUGGAGAAUCUUGCUCUAAUCUCCCCAAAGUUUCCAAUUGCAAUCGGAUCUUUAAACCAACGACGGCUGAGCCAACGCAGGGCUGUUUCUUCUGAACUCGGAGGUAGCGGUGGGGAUUUGCUUAAAUCAGCUGUUCCUGCAAAGUUCGAGAUGCAGAGCUUUGCAAGCAUUUCAUCAUCCACAAUAAAUUCCACUCCUCCAAGCCAUGUUUCAUACCCAAUUUCCUACAUAGGCUCUCCUAUGCUGUGGAUCGGAGUUGGAGUUGGACUAUCGGCAUUGUUCUCUGUGGUGGCAACAAAAUUAAAGAGGCAGGCAAUACUGCAUGCCUUCAAGACUGUCAUGGGUCCAGAUUCAUCACAAAAUGGUGAAUUCAAUACUGACGCCUUUUCUCCAGGCUCACCAUUUCCAUUUCACGCGUCAUCAACUUCACCUCCAAUUACCUCAUUUCAAACACCUGUUGUUCCUGAAAAAUCUGUAAGGGGAGAUGAUCCUGCAACCAAAGUUGAAGCACUUCCUCCUGCUGAUGUCAAAAGUAAAACUGAACAAGUGAAGGAUGUGUCAAACGAAUCAAACACUCUUCAUUCAAAGGAAACUCCAACUGAUUCUUAACCGCCUCAAGCUGUGGACGCACCUGAAAAUAAAGCUAAAGUACACCACUUGCUGCGCCAACAAUAGAAAUUGAAGCAAUUAUAUCUACUACUGUCAAGGAUACUUUAUACCAAACAAAGGAAAAGCUGUUGCUGACUUUUAUGGUUGUUUAUUUCAUAUUACGGUUUUUUUAAUUUCAUUAAUAUGAAAAGAAUUAUGAUGUGAAGAAAACCAGAAAAAACCAGUUUUUCUGUCAUAAGUCGAAUCAUGCACAGGCAUAAGUCAACUUAUGGUAAGUCGCUUGUGUCUGUGCACGAGUUGACUUACAUUCUGCUCUGGAGUUGUGAUUUUUCGCUCUGUCAAGUCGACUUGUGAAGUCUGUUAAGUCGACUUACGAACUGUUCUCCAGUUAUUGUUUUUCUCUCUGGCAAGUCGACUUAUGGCACCUGUUAAGUCGACUUAUGAUGGGUUUUUUGCACAGUUCGGUUUCCUGUUUGGAUUCUGUUUGGGUUUAUGUUUGUAUAUAAAUAGGGACACGAUUUUUUAGGAUAAAACAAACAGAGAUUUGAGAGAUUC
Asparagus officinalis (garden asparagus) is the source of this 1192-nucleotide messenger RNA. RefSeq names its product protein TIC 40, chloroplastic-like. Gene Ontology annotation, biological process: chloroplast organization; protein import into chloroplast stroma. Lineage: Eukaryota; Viridiplantae; Streptophyta; Magnoliopsida; Asparagales; Asparagaceae. Gene Ontology annotation, cellular component: chloroplast inner membrane; chloroplast thylakoid membrane. The coding region runs from base 29 to 637 and encodes 202 amino acids. The transcript has 6 exons. The record is from RefSeq and is a predicted model, not a curated record.